AUGGAGUCCGAGUCCUUGGGCCGUACUGACACCGCCGAAGGCCCGGGGACUAUGGAGGCCUUCGAGGAAGCCGAGCGCAGUCAGGCAGCGUUUUCCGAACUUACACAAUCUAGCUUGCCUUCCCUGUUGGCAAGCGCUGCCGACUCCAGUCUCACCGCUACAAGGCACUUUAUGUAUGGAGAGGAAUUCAUGUCAACUGAACAGGCUAGGACCGACGUAGCAGGCUCACCGCCUUUGCCGCAGAAAAACAAGGUGGGACGUAGGGUGCCAUCCCCCACCCUUAUCGCUGCGAUCCUCUUCUCCGUUACAUGCUUGGGGUUGCUCACAGCCAGACCCCUGGCAGUAUCUGGCAUUUCAAGGUUAGAAAUGGCACUUCACGGCCAGAAGAAGGUGCAGGAGACGCAUCCGGUGGAGCAACAGGGGCAGCAAGAGAAGAAGCAGCAGGAACAGCAGACACAUGAACAGCCGCAGCAACAAACGCAGCAUCAGCAGUACGAGGGGAGAGGGGCUGAAGAGAGAUUGCUGUUGCAGGAUUUGGAUUAUGUGCAGGAGUUCGAUUCCGUGGUUACCCUACUGGCUGAAACCUUGGGGGUUGGUGAUGACCGUUCGCAGUCUGCUAUUCAAGACGUUCGCAAGUCCUUAGACAGGGCCAAGGAGGUACAGAAGAAGGUCCUGGAGGGUUCUAUAGCCCGGAAACAAGCGCUGAGGAUGGCGCGACAAACGGAGAAUGUUCAGCCUCCUCCUGAAAUUUCGUCUCAGGAGCUAGAGGCACUAGCACGUGUGGACUUAGAAGCCACAGAUUCCCUCGCGUAUCAUAUGGGGAAUCUUAUGUUUUCUUACCAGUCGUCUAUGCGGCAGGCUUCAAGGGCUCAAGCAGAUCUCAAGGUGCUAGCAGCAGGGACCGGCAAGAGCAAGGCGGUGCUAUCUGCAGUUGCAACAGACGCAGAAAUUCUGAAAGGAGCACUUGAAAUUGCACAGGCGGGGAGACAGUCUACUGUUGACUUGACAGCUGCUGCAACUACGUUGAUGCUGUCUCACGCCAUACGAAAGGAACGGGACAUUACGUCUGCAAACGCUACAAGCCAGAAGGCAAGAGAAGUGAGUAAAGAGCUGGAGGUAUUGCUGGACGCCGUCGCCUUUCACAUUAGCGGGAUCCCCGACAGUGCGGAGGAAAACGAAACUAUUAUCAGCCCAGAGCAGCGGUUCAUAAUGAAAAAAGUAGCAACAAGGGCCAGCCAGGAAGCAUCAGCUGCCGCUAAGAGAGCGGCAGACAUCCUACGAGGGAUACUGUCUCGGGGGGCUGCCCAUCAAAUGCAGAACCGUACAGACUGUAUUAACCCUUCUAUUAUGAAAGAACUGCAUCAUUCACUGGAGCUGGUUGGACACAGGAUACAGCUAGCCUGUAACCAGGCCCUCGGUGCAGCAGCAAGGGCAAAGCGAGAGAGUAGCGGCUCAACAAACCAUAUGAAGGAAUUACUUUUAGAGUCUCUAGAAGUUGACGUACAGCUAAGCGUCAGUGUGGCACGAAGAGCAGCAGCAGCAGCAAAGCGACUCCAGCAGCAGAUGUGGGAUUUUGACAUGGCUUCUAGUAGAAUAGGGCAGGUUGAAACUGUGCUGAAGCAAGUGGACGCCUUAGCGGGUUCGGCUAAGUUUCAGCCAGACCUGAAGGGCCUAGCAUCGACAGCAGCAGCUCUGAAGGGAGCAGUAGUACAGCUCGUCACAUUGGUUCAGUCGGCCCAGCAGAGCCAAACCGGAAUUUUGAUUCUCUGA
This is a messenger RNA of Eimeria mitis, 1770 nucleotides long. RefSeq lists its product as uncharacterized. The record is from RefSeq and is a predicted model, not a curated record. The coding region runs from base 1 to 1770 and encodes 589 amino acids. NCBI's taxonomy places the organism in Eukaryota, Apicomplexa, Conoidasida, Eucoccidiorida, Eimeriidae. The transcript has 4 exons.